This is a messenger RNA of Manacus vitellinus (golden-collared manakin), 6011 nucleotides long. RefSeq names its product ninein (gene NIN). NCBI's taxonomy places the organism in Eukaryota, Metazoa, Chordata, Aves, Passeriformes, Pipridae. The coding region runs from base 55 to 4236 and encodes 1393 amino acids. Gene Ontology annotation, biological process: centrosome-templated microtubule nucleation; centrosome localization; microtubule anchoring at centrosome. The transcript is spliced from 27 exons. Gene Ontology annotation, cellular component: pericentriolar material; centriole; centrosome. The record is from RefSeq and is a predicted model, not a curated record. Gene Ontology annotation, molecular function: calcium ion binding.
AGCCUCGUGGGCAGCUCCUGCACCAGCCCUUGGGGUUCUUCACCAUUCCAUGCCAUGGGCACAGUGGUCAACGUUCACCUGCCCCAUCUCUUCCCACAGGUGAGCGUGGCAGGCUAUGGGAUGGAUGAAGCUGAGCAGGACCAGUAUGAAGCUCGGCUCAAGGAGCUCUUCGACAGCUUUGACAGCACGGGCACGGGGUCCCUGGGGCAGGAGGAGCUCACUGACCUCUGCCACAUGCUGCACCUGGAGGAGGUGGCCCCAGCACUGCAGCAGACCCUCCUCCAAGGAAACCUCCUAGGCAGGGUCCACUUUGAUCAGUUUAAAGAAGCACUUAUCCUCAUCUUAUCCAGAACCCUGUCAAAUGAAGAGCACUUCCAAGAACCAGAUUCCUCCCCGGAAGCACAGCCCAAGUACAUCAAAGGUGGCAAACGCUACGGCCGGCGUUCCCUGCCGGAGUUCCAGGAGUCCGUGGAGGACUUUGCUGAGGUGACGGUCAUCGAGCCUCUGAGCGAGGAGGCACAUCCCACACACAUCCCCUCCAGCGAGCAGCGCUGGAAGACGCGAGACAGCGAGGAGUACGAGGCCGAGGGACAGCUGCGCUUCUGGAACCCGGACGACCUGAACGCCUCCCCUGGCACCUCCCCCAGCCCAGACUGGAUAGAGGAGAAGCUGCAGGAGGUCUGUGAGCACCUGGGGAUCACCAGGGAUGGCCACCUGAACAGGAAGAAGCUGGUUUCCAUCUGUGAGCAGUACGGGUUGCACACGGUGGCUGGGGAGGUGCUCGAAGAGGUGCUCCACAACCUGGAGCAAGAUGGGACCAUGAGUGUAGAGGAUUUCUUUUAUGGCCUGAUUAAAAAUGGGAAGUCACUGACACCCUCGGCGUCUACUCCGUACCGACAGCUGAAACGGCACCUCUCCAUGCAGGCUUUGGACUUCAGCUUGGAUGGGAAGGUGAACUUGACGGAGCUGACGCUGGCCCUAGAGAAUGAGCUCCUAAUAACCAAGAAUGGGGUCCACCAGGCAGCCCUGGCGAGCUUCAAAACGGAGAUCAGGCACCUCGUGGAGAGGUUUGACCAAGUGGCCAGAGAGAAGGAGAAGCUGCGGUCGGACUUGGAGAAGGCCGAGAAGCUGAAAUCCCUGAUGGCCUCCGAAGUGGACGAUCACCACGCCGCGAUUGAGCGCCGGAACGAGUACAACCUCAGGAAGCUGGACGAGGAGUACAAGGAGCGAAUCGCGGCCCUGAAGAACGAGCUCCGGAGAGAGAGGGAGCAAAUCCUGCAGCAGGCCAACAAACAGAGGCUGGAGCUGGAGCAGGAGAUUGAAAAGCUGAAAACAGAUGAGAAUUACAUCCGGGACCGCCUGGCCCUGUCCCUGAAGGAAAACAGCCGCCUGGAAAGCGAGCUGCUGGAAACGGGAGAGAAACUGGCCGAGUGUGAAAGUCUGGCAAGCAAACUGCAGAGGAACUUGGAAAACGUCCUGGCUGAGAAGUUUGGUGACCUGGAUCCCAACAGUGCAGAGUUUUUCCUGCAGGAGGAAAGACUGGCCCAGAUCAAGAGCGAGUACGAGCAGCAGUGCAGAGAGCUGCAGGACCAGAUCGAUGAGCUGCACUCAGAGCUGCAGGAGUACCGUGCCCAGGGCAAAGUGCUCAGGCCUUCCCUGAAAAAUUCCCUCUCGGAAGAGUUCGAUAUCGACGUGAAGAGUCACGGCAACAGCGGGAUCGAGCCUGACCAAGGACUUGGUUCAGAAGACUGCAACCCACUAAAUAUGAGCAUAGAGGCAGAAAUGGCCAUUGAGCAAAUGAAGGAGCAACAUCACAGGGAUCUACAUCACCUCAAACAGGAGCUUGAAGACACAGUGAGCCACUAUGAAAAGCAGCUGGACGAGACAAAAGCCCACUGGGAAAAGGAGCAAGAGGAUAUGAGGAAGAAGUACUCCGAAGAGAUGAAUGUCAUGGAAAAGCAGAUCACUGGCCUCAAAAAUCAAAUAGCAGAGCUGCAGGGAGAGGCAGCAGCGCUCAGGGAACAGCAGGAAGAGCUCGACAGCAAACACAACGACGAGAAAAACAAGCUACAAGUGUGUUUUGAGGAGGAAAAAGCCAGCCUGCAGGAACUGCUGAGGCAGGAGCACGAGGAGGACGUCAGGGCCAGACUGGAGCAGGUGAACGAGAAGUUCAGCCAGGAACGGGAAGAACUGAUUCAGAACGGUGUCUGGGUGGAAGAGAAGAUGAGAGUCCUGGUGCAGACGCUGCGGGAGGAGAAGGGAGAGCUGGAGCGCGGCUUCCACGAGCAGCUGAAGAGGCUGGCUGAGGUGCACGCCCUGGAGAAGGAAGAGCUGCAGCAGGAGCUGCUGAGGAAGCACGAGCAGGAGCUGGAGGAGGAGAGAUGCGAGGCCGAGAAGCUCCGAGAAGAAAACGCCGUUCUGAAAAACGAGGUGACUCUGUUAAACGAGGAAGGAAGCGCUUCCAGCCUGAAGCUGAGGGAGCUAAACGGAUCCAGGGAAGAGAUGAGGCAAAAGAUAGAGGCUGUGAGGAAGGAGAAAGUGGCUGUGCAGAAGAUGGUUGAGAACCUGAAAAAGCAGGUGGCAGAUCUGAAGACCAGGAACCAACAGCUGGACUCUGAAAAUACGGAACUGAGCCAGAGGAACUCCAAAAACCAGGCAGAUGUGCAGGAUCUCAAUCAACAGCUGGCAAGGGUGCUCGAGCAAAAGGAGAGGGAAGAGGGAAAAUGUACCCUGGAAGAAUGGGAAAAGGAGAGACUGGUACUGAAACAGGAACUGGAAAACUCCAAAAGAAAGUCCUCAAAUCUGGUGUCGUCCCUGGAGGUGGAGGUGUCAAAGAUGAAGGUUCAAGCUCAUCUGAUGGAGCAGGAGAACCACAUCCUCAAGCAGGAGCUGGAGAAGACAAAACAGCUGCCCAGAUGCCCUGAUCUCUCUGACCUCCAAAACGAAGUUUCGAGCUUAAUUACGAAAAAUGAAAAGCUGCAGAAGGAGAAAGAAGCCCUGAGUGAGGAACUGAACAGAUGUAUUGAUAAGGUAGCUCAAGUCAGCUGCUUAGAGAGUGCAAUUAGCAGCUUGAAGCAGGAGCAGAAAUCCUGGGAACAGCAGAGUCAGGCACUGAAAGCACAGCUCACCAUCUCACAAGAAAAGGUUCAGAGCCUUGAUGAAACACUGCAGAGCACCAACCUCCAAGUGUCCCGACUGAAAUCUGACUUACAGGUGACGCAGCAGGAGAAGGAAACUCUGAAACAAGAGGUGGUGUCACUGCACAAGCAACUGCAGAGCACCAGUGAAAAGAAUCGGGUUCUGGAAGGGGCUGUGCCUUCCCCAGGGCUGCAGGACCAGCAGGGGCCAAUGCCCUGGGAUGGAGUGGAGCAGCUGACGGAUCGGGAGCAGAGCCUGCUCAGGCAGGAGAAUGAGAGGCUGCAGAGGGAAGUGCAGAGCACUAAAACAGACCUGGCUCACUCCAGGGAGAAGAUCCGACAGCUGGAAUCUACAAUCCUUUCCCUAAAGCACCAAAAGCAUCAAAGCCAGUCAGGCAUUGUCAAAGCCAUAGAGCAGGAGAAACUGAGCCUGAAGAGAGAGUGUGAGCAGCUGCAGAAGGAGUUGUCAUCUGCAAACAGGAAGAUCAGUCAGAUGAAUUCUCUGGAACGUGAACUGGAAACCAGCUCAGAAAAUGAAGGGCUAAGGAAAAAGCAAGUCAAGCUGGAUGAUCAGUUAAUGGAGAUGCUCCACUCCAGCUCCAGCGGGAUGCGUAGCCAGAGCCCGCAUUCCUGGGAGCUCCAGCAGCAAGGCUGUGCCGUGGUGCCCAGGGAACAGUUCCUGCAGCUCCAACACCAGCUACUCCAGGCAGAGAGGAGGAGUCAACGUCUUCAGGAAGAGCUCGAGAGCCGACCCUCGGACACGAACAUGCAGCAGGGGGGUCACGAGCAGCUUCUAAAAAUGAUGGAAGAGCGUAUGAUGGAUGUUGAACAGAAACUAAGGCUUGUGAAGAGGCUUCUCCAAGAUAAAGUAAAUCAGCUGAAAGAACAACUCUCCAAGAACACCAAAGCGGACGCGAUGGUCAAGGAUCUCUACGUGGAGAACGCGCAGCUCCUCAAGGCCCUGGAGGCGACGGAGCAGCGGCAGAAAUCCGCGGAGAGGAAGAACUAUCUGCUGGAAGAAAAAAUUGCCAACCUCAACAGGAUAGUGAGGAACUUGGCAUCCCCUUCCUUCAGCUCAGCGUCCGAGGUCAGGUCGUAGUGGAGCCGCUCCGGGUGUCCCGGGCCCGAGCACUUUACUGAAAUGAAGCUGAUGGUUCAGCUUCUCACUGCGUUGCCUUUUCUUUUUCUUUUUUUUUUUUAAUGGAUGAAUUUUGGUUAACAAGGAGAGCACAGAGCUAAAUUCCCAAACUGGGCACUGCCAAACGAGAGUUUUGUUUGUUCCCAGAUUGUCUUUCUGCUAAGUUUUGCCUAAAAGUAACAUUCGCUGCGUAAAAGAACCAAACCCGUGUGUUUUCUGGGUUAACUUAUUUUGCUGCCUCGGGUUUCAUGUAAAAUCUAAAUUCUGAAUUUCCUGUACCUGCUCAGUUUGUUGAAGACUGACCUGUCAGUAUUUCUAGGUUUUGGAGCAUGAGUUAUCAUUCCCAGAAUCCACAUUGAAGCCAAGGCCUAAAAGCAAAUUUACAUCACUGAAUUCAAAGCUUUAAAAUAUUUUUGGCUUUCUACAAUACUUCAUGCUCCAAACCUAGAAAUGCUGAUAGCUCAGGCUUCAGCUGACCAGUCAGCUGAAAUAUAAAUGUCAGUAUAAAUGUUAUCGAAGGCAAGACUUUCCUGGGAUGGUCUGUGUCCUACAAACUGAUUCCGGUCUUUCUAAAGAAAUUAUGCAUUAGGCUUCUGAGUUAUUCUUCAUAGCUUUUUCUGUGCAGAGCUCAGAAAAAAAAGGUUUAUUUAAAAUAUAUAACUAGACUGCUGCCUCCAACUAAGUGUAAAAGUAUUUCAUGUGAAGAAAUUUCCCAACUGGCAAAUAAAGACUAUUUCUAUUUUUGAUUUUUUUUUUAAGCUGCCAGACAACUUAUAAAUUGUAGAGGCCUUAAUUUUUUUGUAUGUGGAAGUAAGUUAUAUUAAACACAGGAAGAGUCGCUCCACGGAAGCGAAGAUGGGAGUUUUGUUUGUAUAAUUCUGUAAAUUAUUAUAUAUAUAAUUUGUAAAUUCAGUAGAGCAGUGCAGUAUGUUUAUUAAACAGCUGGCAGAAGAAUGAAAAGGGGCACUUGGAUGGUUUUGUCAGUGGAAUCCUGGCGUUGGAAUCCUCACAAACACGGAGCUUUGCCGUGAAUGCAGCGUUUGUUUUGACCUGAGGGAUGAUCUGUAGUAGAUCCUAGUACAGAAUUCAAGUCUGUGAUUAAUUGUAAUUAAUUGUGUGAAGAGACAUAUUCAAUGUGAAUACAAAGAACUCAGGGAAUAACAGCUUAAGUUAAAUUCCUUCAAUGUUGUAAAUGUGGACAUAAAUGUCAGUAGAGGAAGAUAAAUAACGUGUUAGGAAAAGCAGGAUAAACCAAAUUGUAUCUGUGUGAGUAUUACCUUAGUCCUCCUUAACCAACAGAGGAGCAUCAAGGUUUGGAAUGAGAGGGGAUCCCUCCUGUUGGAUCAGUGGGGGAGGCUGGGAGAAUGCAAGUUUUUUGGGAACACCUUCAAGCCAGACCAGUAAGACACCACUAAACACUGUAAAUCAAACUGGUGACAGGGGCCACGCUGGCAAUACUUGAAACUGGACCUCUUUAAACAGAUGGUUGAGAACACAGAGGGAGAGGUGUUUUGUCUCAGAGACCACUAGCAAGGUGAUAAUUCUGUCAUGAGCCAGGAGUCCCCCAGAAACUGGGAUAACACUGCCUGCAAGCUGUGGAGAACCUCUGGAAAAGGAGUUUUAUUUGGUACUGUUUAGCAUGUGGCUGUAGAGGAUGCUCUCUGUGUCUAUGGGGUUACUUCUUAAUUUUGGAGGGUUGGUGGACCUUCUCCUCCUCCUCCUCCUCCUCCAUUGCA